Meriones unguiculatus (Mongolian gerbil) is the source of this 1353-nucleotide messenger RNA. It is a transcript of the gene Acta1, whose product is annotated as actin alpha 1, skeletal muscle. Bases 77 to 1210 code for a protein of 377 amino acids. Gene Ontology annotation, biological process: skeletal muscle thin filament assembly. The record is from RefSeq and is a predicted model, not a curated record. Gene Ontology annotation, cellular component: striated muscle thin filament; actin filament; stress fiber. Lineage: Eukaryota; Metazoa; Chordata; Mammalia; Rodentia; Muridae. The transcript has 7 exons.
CGUUACGCAGACGUGAAGCCUCGCUUCCCUCCCUCGACACCCAGGGCCAGAGUCAGAGCAGCAGAAACCAGACACCAUGUGUGACGAAGACGAGACCACCGCCCUCGUGUGUGACAACGGCUCUGGCCUGGUGAAGGCCGGCUUCGCCGGGGACGACGCCCCCAGGGCCGUGUUCCCGUCCAUCGUGGGGCGCCCCAGACACCAGGGCGUCAUGGUGGGUAUGGGUCAGAAGGACUCCUACGUGGGCGACGAGGCCCAGAGCAAGCGAGGUAUCCUGACCCUCAAGUACCCCAUCGAGCACGGCAUCAUCACCAACUGGGACGACAUGGAGAAGAUCUGGCACCACACCUUCUACAACGAGCUGCGCGUGGCCCCCGAGGAGCACCCGACCCUGCUCACAGAGGCCCCCCUGAACCCCAAAGCUAACCGGGAAAAGAUGACCCAAAUCAUGUUUGAGACCUUCAACGUGCCUGCCAUGUACGUGGCCAUCCAGGCCGUGCUGUCGCUCUACGCCUCCGGCCGUACCACCGGCAUCGUGCUGGAUUCUGGGGACGGUGUCACCCACAACGUGCCCAUCUAUGAGGGUUACGCCCUGCCGCACGCCAUCAUGCGUCUGGACCUGGCCGGUCGCGACCUCACCGACUACCUGAUGAAGAUCCUCACGGAGCGUGGCUAUUCCUUCGUGACCACAGCCGAGCGGGAGAUCGUGCGCGACAUCAAAGAGAAGCUGUGCUACGUGGCCCUGGACUUCGAGAACGAAAUGGCCACCGCGGCCUCGUCCUCCUCGCUGGAGAAGAGCUACGAGCUGCCCGACGGGCAGGUCAUCACCAUCGGCAACGAGCGCUUCCGCUGCCCGGAGACGCUCUUCCAGCCCUCCUUCAUCGGCAUGGAGUCGGCGGGGAUCCACGAGACCACCUACAACAGCAUCAUGAAGUGCGACAUCGACAUCCGGAAGGACCUGUACGCCAACAACGUCAUGUCGGGGGGCACCACCAUGUACCCCGGGAUCGCCGACCGCAUGCAGAAGGAGAUCACGGCCCUGGCGCCCAGCACCAUGAAGAUCAAGAUCAUCGCUCCCCCUGAACGCAAGUACUCCGUGUGGAUCGGCGGCUCCAUCCUGGCCUCGCUGUCCACCUUCCAGCAGAUGUGGAUCACCAAGCAGGAGUACGACGAGGCUGGCCCCUCCAUCGUGCACCGCAAAUGCUUCUAGGCGCCGCGGCGGGCGCCUGCGCUCUCUCCUCAGGACGACAGCCGUGCCGAGGUGGCGGGCGGUGGCCCCGGCCGCCGCCACCGCAGCCCGCACCUGUUUUUGACGUGUACAUACAUUGACUCGUUUUACCUCAUUUUGUUAUU